AUAGUAGACCAUAUAUAAAUAAUCGAUCAUUGUUUUAUUUUGAAGUUUAUUGCCGGAAGAUCGGUGUUGAGCUGAAAUAAAAAAAGUUUUAGCAUCAUUUAGGUUGACUAGCAGUAAUUUACAUACCUUUUCUAUUGAAUGGGAAUUAUCGGGAAUGGAGUACUCUGACAGUCCAUGCAGGAGCUGAUAGAGACGAAGCCCAGCGUCAUGUCGAGCGAUGAACCAGACAGGCCCACGCAACCAGGGACUUUCCUAAGCCGUCAGACCGGCAACAGCGGCCUCGCGCCGGGUGCAGGCGACGUAGACUUCCCGGUGUGUGUGGUUCUUCCUGCCGGGGGCAGCGGAGAGAGGACAGGGUUGCUAACGCCCAAACAGUUCUGCCUGUUACUGAGCCGGCCGCUUAUAAGCUACACCAUUCAGACUUUUGAGAGGGUGUCAUGGAUCCAGACCAUCGUGGUGGUCGUUGCCAAAGAAAACAUGGACUUAAUGGCGGGCAUCAUUCAGCGUUUUCGCCACACCAAGGUCCGAGUGGUGCCAGGUGGCUCGACGCGUCACAGGUCCAUACGUAACGGUGUCCUGGCCCUGAAGGAGGACGAGGGGUCGAUAGCAGGAAGGCCAAAGGUCAUCAUUAUCCACGAUGCCGUGCGGCCUUUUGUGGAAGAGGACUUCCUGUACAAGAUCACAAUGGCUGCCCGGGGACAAGGAGCGGCGGGGGCCAUCCGACCUCUUGUUUCCACGGUGAUCGCUACGACAUCAGAGGGCUACCUGGACCACUCCCUGGAGCGAGCAAAGUACAGAGCCAGCGAGAUGCCUCAGGGCUUUGCGUACGAUGUCAUCCAUGAAGCCUAUGAGAGGUGCACCGAGGCCGACUUCGACUUUGGUACUGAGUGUCUCCAUCUGGUCCUGCAGUACUGCAGCACCAACGCUAAGCUUGUUGAGGGUCCGCCAACACUAUGGAAGGUUACAUACAAACGGGACUUGGCUGCCGCGGAGUCCAUCGUCAAAGACACUCUGUCGCAGUCGCUCUGCAUGAUCACAGGCGGACGUGAGCAUGCGAGGAUGCUGGCCGACACCCUCCACAAGGCUUUUUUCGCCCUGCAAAUGGAGCUGGACAUCAUCCCAGAUCUGACAGGAGACAACGUCAGGUAUCUGUUUAAGACCUGGAACUUCAUCCAGUUUUCUAUUAAUGACUCCGCCCUGGAUACAAUUGAGACCACAUUUCAGGCCUUAGAGGCUGCCAAUCAAACUCUUCUCCAUCCGGUGGUCGUCGUUUGGGUCAAUGUAAGCACUUUGGAUGGAGGAGCGUCAGAGCCAGCAGCCAUCAUGGAAUUGGCCUCUGCAGCCAAACUGCGGAACAUUCUCUUGUACGGCAUCCAUCUGCAGCAGUCAAAGGACCCCGAGUGCUGGGAGAGGUCUGUGUCAAAGGUCGCAGAGAUGACGUCCGCCUUGAUACGAGAGCGGAGCCCCGCGUUCGCAGGACAACUUCUGCAGGCCUGACGCCGCAAAAACGGCCAUCAUACAUCAUGAACACGUGUUUACAUUUGUGACUAAAGGAGCACUAGGAUUUUUUUUUCUUCUCUAAAUUCCUGAAAUGAAAAAGGUUUUCCAAGCCAGAAGCUGUCACUUCUCUGCCUGGUCCACGUCUUCUAGUUUGGGAGAUCAACGCAGAUCUUGAUGCGAGUGCUUUCAAAGGCAUGGACUUUGACAUGGGUAAUUGUUGGAAUGUUCCUUUAAUGCCCUCCAGUAGCUGAUUUUUUUCUGGGUUUUUAAGCACUCGUGAAAAAAAAAAAGGGUAAGCUGGCUUUUUUGUGAUAAUAAACUUUUACAGAGUGAAGACAAAUAAUAAAUUGUGGCCUGUUGUCCCACAUCCCAUUAAAGUUUUUAAUUGAAUCCUUCGUCCGACUUUGGUCGGACGAAGGAUUCGUCAACAGAGUUGGUUGCCGCCUGUAGUUAGUAUUUUUAAAUACUAUUUCCAUGUACUUUGAAACAGAUUAAAUAUUA
Molecule: messenger RNA, 2001 nt
Organism: Nerophis lumbriciformis (worm pipefish)
Lineage: Eukaryota; Metazoa; Chordata; Actinopteri; Syngnathiformes; Syngnathidae
Gene: crppa
Product: CDP-L-ribitol pyrophosphorylase A
Biological process (GO): protein O-linked glycosylation via mannose; isoprenoid biosynthetic process
Cellular component (GO): cytosol
Molecular function (GO): D-ribitol-5-phosphate cytidylyltransferase activity
Source: RefSeq, a predicted model, not a curated record